Astyanax mexicanus (Mexican tetra) is the source of this 3213-nucleotide messenger RNA. RefSeq names its product protein kinase cGMP-dependent 3 (gene prkg3). Gene Ontology annotation, molecular function: cGMP-dependent protein kinase activity; ATP binding. The transcript is spliced from 22 exons. The record is from RefSeq and is a predicted model, not a curated record. The coding region runs from base 278 to 2317 and encodes 679 amino acids. Gene Ontology annotation, biological process: protein phosphorylation. NCBI's taxonomy places the organism in Eukaryota, Metazoa, Chordata, Actinopteri, Characiformes, Acestrorhamphidae.
GGCUGCUGCAGGAGUCACACUGAUAAGAAAAGAGGAAAAGAGUGAGAUGGCUGUGGAGUGAGGGAGACUUUGUACAGUUGGGUGAAAUGGACGCACUGACGUCUCUGGAGUUGUGUGAUGUGUGAUUUGGAUCUCGGGGGAUUCUGGGGUCAGUUUGUUAUUUGCAGAGUGACCUGCACUGCUGGAGAAGUUGGAUUAGUCUCUGCUCAUGAGAGGACAGUAGAAGCUGCAGUGGAAGCCCAUUGAUCUGUUCUGUCCUCUUCACUCGGGAGCAGCCAUGGAGGUGAAGCUGAAGGAACUGCGGCAGAAGCUGGAGAAGCAGUGCCAGGUCAACCAGGAGCUGCAGAACCACAAUCAGAACCUGGAGAAGAGACUGAAGGAGAAAGAGAAGCUGCUGGAGGAUCUGCAGAGUCGGUUGUAUGAGCUGGAAGGUCCAUCUCAGAAGGGAAGUAAUGAAGUUGUUCAGGAGGUGCGGGAGAGCAGGACGGCAGUCAUGGCUCUGGAGCCAAUCCCGGAGGACCUAGACAUCCAAACCACCAAAGUCAAAAAGACUGCCAGUGAGAAAGCUCAGAUCAUGAAGGCGAUGGGGAGGAAUGACUUCCUGAGUCGUCUGGAUGAAGAACAGAUUAGCAUGAUGGUAGAGAUGCUAAUCUCUCUGGAUCGAUGCCCAGGCGAUAAGAUCAUCAAAGAGGGCACAGAGGGUGACAGCCUGUACAUUGUUGCAGCCGGUGAACUGAAGGUUACUCAGGCAGGGCGGGAUUUACGAACUUUGACCUCUGGAGAUGUUUUCGGGGAGCUGGCCAUCCUAUACAACUGUAAACGCACAGCUUCAGUCACAGCGGCCACUGCUGUCAAGUUAUGGUGCAUUGAGAGACAAACAUACAGAAGCAUAAUGACAAGCAAGUCCAAGAAGAAACGAGAACAGCUGAUGGGCUUCUUAAAGACAGCCCGAACUCUAAAAGGUCUUAAAGAUGAGCAGCUCUCCAAUAUCAUUGACUCUAUGGAGGAGGUGAGGUUUCAGGACAAUGAGGUGAUUGUGCGAGAAGGUGCUGAAGGAGAUACCUUUUAUAUUAUCCUGAAGGGAGAGGUUUUGGUAACUAAGAAAGUGAAUGGGCAGCAGAAAGUAAUUCGUAAAAUGGGCCAAGGGGAACACUUUGGAGAGUUAGCUCUUAUACGUGCGAUUUUGAGGACGGCUACCUGCACGGCUGUGGGUGACGUUACCUGUUUCUCCAUUGACAAAGAGCUUUUUGAAGAAACCAUUCCAAUAGAAAGUCUGGAGCUACAUGAUGAUUCUGAGCUGGAGAAUACUGUCACAUCAGAGAAAGAGAGGCUGGUGUCUUUUCUAAAGCUGAAGGAUCUGAUCCCUGUUCUGUAUCAGGAGGGUCGUUAUCAAGGCGAACCUGUCACGCUGGGCCUGGGGGGCUUCGGUCGAGUGGAACUGGUAACCACGCUGCUUCAUGGGAAAUACUUUGCUAAGAAGAAGGUCAGCAAGAAGCUCAUAGUGGAGAAGAGGCAGGGUCCUCAUGUAAUAUUUGAGAAGAAGAUUCUGCAGGACAUCGACUGUGACUUCAUCGUCCGGCUUCAUGCUGCCUUUAAAGACACGCGCUACAUUUACAUGGUCAUGGAGUUCUGCUCCGGUGGAGAAAUCUGGACCAAGCUGAAGGAAGUAGGUCGUUUUGAGGAGAAGAUUGCUGUGUUUGUAACAGCGUGCGUGGUUGAGGCCUUUGCGUAUCUCCACAAGAAAAAUAUCAUGUACAGAGACCUGAAGCCAGAGAACCUCAUGCUGGACUCCAAAGGAUUUGUCAAACUGGUGGAUUUUGGCUUUGCUAAGGAGCUUCGGCGAGGACAGAAGACAUAUUCGUUCUGUGGGACUCCAGAGUACAUGGCCCCGGAGAUCAUUCAGAACCAGGGCCACGAUUUUGCUGCCGACUUCUGGUCACUCGGUGUUCUCGUCUUUGAACUCCUGGUGGGCAGCCCACCUUUCUCGAGCUCAGAGCCACAGAAGAUCUAUGCCAGGAUUUUGGAUGGAGUGAUGAAGUUUCCUCCGUACAUGGGAGAGGGUGCCAGAUCACUUAUUAGCAAACUCUGCAGACCACGUCCUGGUCAGAGGUUAGGGAACACCAAAAACGGAAUUAAAGAUGUCCGUAAUCACAGGUGGUUUAACAGUAUAAACUGGCACAAGCUGCGGAUGGGACAGAUUGAGGCUCCAACAGUCAGACUCAUCAGGAAGGGUCCCUGCUACAUAAACUUUGAUCGUUUCCCGUAUGAUAAGACCCAAGCGGAGGAGGAGUUCUCUGGCUGGGAUCGAGAUUUCUGAGCCUGCUGGCAUCUUUUGGCUCUCCUACACAUACUCUUGCACAGUCAGAACUACUGUAUAGUGUUGCUGUACUUGUUCAUAAGAUAUGGCAGAUAAUCAAAGAUUCACUACACUACCCAGGUGUUACACCUUUGUCACAAAGGUUCCUUAAAAAAAUACUAUUGGCGCCCUCUGCUGGAGGGUUUUAUUAUUUUUUCAUGUUGUUUGGUAAUAUUACACUGCCUGGCCAAAAAAAAAAAAAAAUCACCACCUGGAUUUAAGUAAGUAAUUGAUGUGGGGUUGAUGCUGCAGUUGGUCUGCAGGUUUAGGUUCAGCAACAGUAUGUGCUGAAAGAAUGAGGUCAGCUGACUACCUGAAUAUACUGAAUAUAGACCAGGUUAUUCCAUUAAUGGAUUUUUUCCUCUAUGAUGGUACGGGCAUAUUCCAAGAUCACACAACACCAGGAUUCAUGGUGCUGGAAUUGUGAAAGAGUGAUUCAGGGAGCAUGAGAUCAUCAUUUUCACUCAUGGAUUGUUCACCACAGAGUCCAGACCUUAACCUCAUUGAGAAUCUUUGGGAUGACCUGGAGAGGACUUUGUGCAGUGGUCAGACUCUACCAUCAUCAAUGCUGCUGUAAGAUCUUGGUGAAAAAUUAAUGCAACACUGGAUUGAAAUAAAUUGUGUGACAUUGCAGAAGCUUGUUAAAACAAGGCCACAGCGAAUGUGUACAGCGAUCAAAGCUAAAGCCGCUCCAACCUAGUAUUAGAGUGUGUGACCUUUUUUUUUUAUGGCGAAUUUUUGUUUUUUGGCCAGGUAGUGUGCUUUACACAUGGCUGAUUUCAUUGUUUGUGAUGUAACUUAAUUGUUUACACUUUAUCUUAAUAGAAUCAUUCAUAAAGUUGUUUAUAAAUGUGUGA